This is a messenger RNA of Canariomyces notabilis, 712 nucleotides long. RefSeq lists its product as uncharacterized. The transcript has 2 exons. Bases 161 to 676 code for a protein of 171 amino acids. NCBI's taxonomy places the organism in Eukaryota, Fungi, Ascomycota, Sordariomycetes, Sordariales, Chaetomiaceae. The record is from RefSeq and is a predicted model, not a curated record.
GUCAGACGACAGAGGAAGAGGCUGAUAGCGUUGCCUUGAGAAAGAGUUCUGAACGAAAUUGUCAGCAGCUAAGUAUACUAGUCCGGCCUGCCACAAAGGACCGGAACUCUCUGCCAGACUGCCACCGCCGAUCAUGGCGCAUUUGUGCAGUCCAUCCACGAUGGCUCGGCUCGUGUAUCGGACAACUGACGAUCCUGCCGUUUCAGAUGUGUCUCCCACAGCGGGAGAGACCCCCGAAGGUUUUAUGGCGCCUAAGUUUCCUUUUCCACAUGCUGGCAUUCUGGGCUUGAGGACUAAUUACACCACAGCUGCCAUGUCCCAAACAAUGUAUCAUCAACACGACUCCAGAAACGGGUGUUACGCAGGACCCUGCAGUCGUAAAUUCAGGACCAUGAUGUCCCUGUCGACUUCUUACGCCCUUCAACCGCAAAGCAGCGAACACAAGACAAAGGACUGGUUGAGUCCAGGGACUCAAGCAUUUCGCUCGCUUCCCUCGUUGAUGGAAAUGCAUGCAACUGGACAACUACAUUGUGUACAUGUAGUACCGACACAGCUUCGAAAGUUUUGUCGAAGCUCGGAUGCUGCCUUGUAUGUAUCAUGUGCUUUCAGGCACCCAACAGUGCCUGCAUCUCUGGAACACCAGCAGCCAGGUACCCGCUGUCGGAGCUGCGUGUAGUGCUGAAGGUGGAAGGGGCCAUCUCACGUUUGCAGC